UGAUUAUCUUCCCCUCCCUCGCAAGGAACUCUUCCCAGUCCCUACCCUGUGAGUCCCGUCUCUGCCGGAAACCCGCGGCCAUAUUCCAUCUCCGUUGCCGUCUCCCGGCCUGUUGCCCCCUCCCAUGGGUUCCGGCCAAAGAUGGAGGGUUGGGCCGGCUUCGGCGCAACCCUUCACGCCGUCCUCCAGACCCCCUGUGUUUUCCUCUCCGAAACCCUCGACAGUGACAUUCUGUGCUUCGGGCGUGCCCCCUCCACCAGUACCGAAGAUCAGCCUACGGGAGGCCGGACGCCAUACAUAGUAGCGCGAUGCGGCCGGCUUACACGCCCACUAUCUCCCAAAGCAGCGAUGCACAAAUGCCCGGCGGUUUACAUCCCCCCUCCCCGCCCGCCCGAACCGGUUUGGUGUCUUUCCCUGUUCUUCGUUUCUUUGAACUGCAAACGACCUCUUCAGACUCGCCCGCCCAACCAGCCGCCGAGAGAUGAGGUCAGGCGUCCAAUCAACCCCCUCCCCCUUUCGCUUUGGCUACAGGGAAAGCCGCUCAAACGGGCCUAGCGUACGACGGCGAAUGCGUACACUUGCGAUAGCCUCAUCCGUCCAUCAGGCACCGUGAGUAGACGCGUUUGUUUUGGAGAAGGCAACGCCCGUUGAAGAGAAGCCGUCGAAGCCAGCGGGCAAACCCACGUCGCCGACGGCACAACCUGAUGGACCAUGGCUAGUUAGGCUGGAAUGCUUGCCGUCAUGGGAGGGGGGAUGGGACGUACAGGCUGCGAUACGCGGACGGCAUAAGAAGAUGGGCUGGUCGGUGGACGGUCUAUCUCUGUUACUCUAGAUACCCUGGUUGCACGAGAAUUCAUCUACUAGAGCAGUUGGCCGUCUUCUUGAGAACGCGUGAAGCCUAUAAAGCGAUCUUCAACUACGUCGCGGAAGCUCCAGAUAUCGAUUCCCGAUUUUUGACGACGUACGAAGCGCACUCCCGACUCUUUGCUUACCUUUCCGUCUUGUAUUGCAAACGCUCCUCACUCGACUCAAAUCAUGCCGACCUACUUCGUCUACGAGAAGGACCUCGUCAACCCGACGCCUCAGAUCCCGUCCCUCGAGGGAAAGGUCAUCUUCGUCACGGGCGCAGGUCUGGGCAAAUCAACAAUUCUCGCCCUCCUCGCCCACAAUCCCUCCCACAUCUACUUCUCCGGCCGCUCUCUCCCCUCCGCCGAGGCCCUCAUCGCCUCCGUCGCCUCUUCCCCCUCCUCCUCAUCAGCAUCAGGCACCACCACCCCGCCGCCCCUGACAUUUGUCCAAAUGGACCUCGCCUCUCUCGCCUCCGUCAAGGCCGCCGUCGCCGCCACCUUCGCCCACGACCGCCUCGACAUCCUCGUCAACAACGCGGGGAUCAUGGCCGGCCCCGCGGGUCUCAGCGCCGACGGCUACGAGGUCCAGUUUGCCACCAACCACCUCGGCCACGCCAUGCUCGUCCGCGCCCUGCUCCCCGUCCUGCAGCGUACCGCCGCCCUGCCCGACUCCGACGUCCGCGUCGUCACCCUGACCUCGCUCGGGUACCAGGGCCACCCGGCCGACGGCAUAUCCUUCUCGACGCUGCGGACGACGCAGGCCGGGCCGCCCUUUAUCGGGCAGUGGGUUCGCUACGGGUAUGUUGUCAGCAAAAUAUCACUCAUCCUCUUCUCCCACCCCCUCCCCUCCCCUCCCCUUCCCAUUUACGACGCCGGUGUGAGCAAACUCGCCAACAUCCUCUUCACCCGCGAACUCGCCCGCCGCCACCCGUCCAUCACCGCUGUCGUCGUCCACCCGGGCGUCGUCGGCACGGGUCUGGUCGCGAACCAGGGCCUCCUCAACCGCCUCUUCGUCCACGCGACCAACAGGAUCGCGGGCGCCUCGAUCCUCACGCCGGAAAAGGGGUGCUGGAACCAGGUCUGGGCGGCGGCGGCGGCCGGGAAGGGCGACCUCGCGAGCGGGGGGUUCUACAUGCCCGUCGGCCACCUCGCCGACGACCAGCUGGACAAGUGCGCGACGGACGACCGGCUGGCGGGUGAACUGUGGCGAUGGACGGAGGACGUCCUGGCCGGGUUUGACUGA
This is a messenger RNA of Colletotrichum destructivum, 2091 nucleotides long. RefSeq names its product Putative short-chain dehydrogenase/reductase SDR, NAD(P)-binding domain superfamily. The coding region runs from base 1036 to 2091 and encodes 351 amino acids. The record is from RefSeq and is a predicted model, not a curated record. The transcript is spliced from 3 exons. Lineage: Eukaryota; Fungi; Ascomycota; Sordariomycetes; Glomerellales; Glomerellaceae.